AUGGCUCAAACUUUGACACAGGUGCGGGAAUGGAAUGCAGGUUUACAGGCUCUCAAGCCGGAAAUGGUGGCUGUCUUUGUUGAAGCGACCAGCGGCAUCGGAAAACAAUCAGCCAUUAAAUUGGCUAGCGCGGUUGACGAGCCCGUUAUUCACAUUAUCGGCCGCAAUGAAGUCGCCGGUGCUCAAGUCAUUGAAGCUAUGAAAAUUGCCAAUCCAAGGGGUACUUACAGCUUCAAAUCUGUGGAUGUUUCCAAUCUUCGCCUCGUCGAUAAGGCUUGCAACGAGCUCAAAAGUCAAUUUGAAACUGAUUCUGGGAUCGAUCAAAACCAUAUGUUGCGAUACUAUUCUCGCAUGAGAUUCAUUGUCAAUCUCUUACCUGCCCUUCAAGCUUCUAGAAAUUCCCGCGUAAUUAGCAUCCUGGCUGCUGGUAAAGAAAUCAUGAUCGAAGAGGACAACUUGGACCUGGAGAAAUUCUCUCUUUCUGCUGGCAACGGCUACCCAGCAUCGAUGACCUCCCUCGCUUUUGAAAAACUCGCUGCCCAGAAUCCAUCAAUCAGCUUCCUCCACGUCUUCCCAGGUAUCAUGGCCACCCCUCUCAUGAAGACCAGCGUUGGAUUUUUGAUGGGUGCAGUGAUUGGAUUUUUGUUGAAACCGAUCUCCAUCUCGGUGAGGAGAGUAGCGAAUGGAAUACCUGGCUAUCGACCUUCCCCAACUUCGCACCCACGAACUCAGGUCAAGGUACCUAUAUUCUUAACCACAAUGGAAAGGAUGCAACGAAACAAGCGCUCAUGGCUGAGCUCCGAGGAAAGGGAUUUCCCGAAAUUGUCUGGCAGCACACCUAAACCACCUUCGACCGAAUUCUGGCGUGGGACUAGCUUUGCAUGA
Molecule: messenger RNA, 885 nt
Organism: Penicillium malachiteum
Lineage: Eukaryota; Fungi; Ascomycota; Eurotiomycetes; Eurotiales; Aspergillaceae
Product: short-chain dehydrogenases/reductase
Exons: 2
Coding region: 1-885 (294 amino acids)
Biological process (GO): secondary metabolic process
Source: RefSeq, a predicted model, not a curated record